This is a messenger RNA of Schistosoma curassoni, 4573 nucleotides long. The record is from the annotation of a GenBank genome assembly. Lineage: Eukaryota; Metazoa; Platyhelminthes; Trematoda; Strigeidida; Schistosomatidae.
CUGAAAAUAACUUGAAUCCUCUUUUGUCAAAUACAGUCCCAGUUAAUACAACAUAAUCCUAGUAAUUAAAAAAAGAAAUCUGCUCUGUUCGUAUAUAAUUCUAUUCAUUAAACAAUUCAUAUUCAAAUAAGCAUAUACGCACUCAUUUCAACCAAUCAUAUUAAAGUAUGACCAUUUCACAUGUAAUCCAAUGAAAGGAAAUAAAAGCAAUAGAGUAACCUUGGUGACGAGACCUAUGAACCAACCAGUUUUGGAAAUAAUAACUGACAUUAAAUUACUAUUAUUAUUAUUACUACUAUUAUUAUCAAUACUGUUACUACUAUUGCUUGGACAGUAUUAAUUUGUGCAUACGUAAUUUGUGGGUGGUGAACAGAAUACAGGACAAGAAAAAAAAAACUAAAUUUGAAAUUCUAUAAAAACUCUAGUGACAACACGAACAACUACGAUAUUCAUCAAGUUGAAAGAUCAACGUCAUAGUUACAAGUAUCUGAAAAAAAAAGUAAUUAAUUCAUUUUUAUACAAAGAGAAAAAUGUUGUGCAAUCUACCAUGUCGAAUUGUUUUGAUUGCUAUGAACACUGUCAGCUUGAUUGUAGGGCUGGCAUUGCUCAUACUUGGAGCCUUGAUGGUUUGGGGUCAAAGUGUUAUACAGUCUCUAUUGAAUAAUUUCGUAACCAAUCUAAUUAAUCAAUAUAUUAAAGGAAGUGAUGGUGGACAAAUUAAUGAACUGGUUACAAGAAUACUGACGUCUACUUCUCCAGUUGGUUUAGCAGUCUUUAUCCUAGGUGCUGUUUGUACAGGUAUCUCAAUAUUUGGUUACUGUGGAGCCUGUUGCAAUAUGAAGAUACUACUUUAUAUAUACGCAAUUCUAGUAGGAGCUUUGGCACUUGCUUUUCUGGUUACAUUCAGUGUGUACUUCUCUCGUAAAGAUGAGAUUGGCAACAAAGCAGUUGAAAUGUUCGAGACGAGUGUAAAGAAUUAUCAGUCAAUGGAAGCAAAUACACUGGACAGUCUAGUGGUUGGUUUAAUCUCGCCUCCACUUCAAUGCUGUGGUGUGGAUGGUGGAAGUGACUUUAAAAAUUCAACUAAUUUCUGGAAAAAUGACACUUACGGGGGUAAAUCAUAUACUAAUAUUGAAUAUCCUGUGCCGUGUUGCAAAAUGAAUCAAAAUUAUGCAAUCAGUGAUUCUACAUGUCCAGAUAAAUUCGAUGAUAAUAACAGUAAUUACAAAAAUGGUUGUAGAGGUCCAUUGAAAGAAUUUUUCCUUAAAUAUAUGGAUUAUGUAGCUUAUGGAUUAAUUGGGGCAUUUGUUUUAUUGGUAAGUAAAGAUGAAUCACAAUAAUGCUUUUGAAAUUAAUUUCAAGUUUGUAAUUGUCUGUCACUUUUAAACAAUUAUUGGGUGUUAGUUCAAUACAAACAAUAGAAACAUGGAUUAUGAAUUUGUUUCUUUUAGACAUUUACUUACCCAGUGAAUCUGAAUUAUGGUGAAGCCGAGGACGUGAUUGAUUUCGGCAGUUUUAAACUACAGUUCUGAAUUAUUUGACUGUUCAUAUUGAUAAUAUCUGAUUUCAGUUCAAUUCAUUUACUUAACUGAUAAUUAAGAUCAAAAUGUAAGGAUAAAAGGAAUUAAGGCGAGACUAAUUUAUGGACGAGCCAAUCAGAGGCGUUUUAGAGAUUUCAAGGUUACGGCGCCAACGUACGAUCGGUUCACAGGGAAUUUUGUACAAAACGUGAUAUUUGAGUAGCUAUAACAAAUAAAACGGCGAGACUAUAAUUCGUGGACGAAUCAACCAGGGAUAAGAUGAUAGAUCUCGAAUUUCAACGCGAAAGCCUUUCACCAAUUUGGCUAAAUAAAUUUCUGGCAUUAUAGCUGAUGUCAGUUCGUGAUGAGAACUCCAUAUAUAAUCCUUAACUAAGGUAAAUUACGACAAUUAUCGCGAACUGCAUAAUAAAAGCACCAGUAACACUGGCUGCAGCCAGGUACUACAAUAUAUACGGAUGGUUGGAGAAGGUGCAGACUACUACAUAGGCUUGGUUAUGUGCAUCGUGUGGUUAUCCACAAUUAGCAUUUUGUGCACUCAACAACCGGAGUGCAUAUAAACAAUAUUGAAUCUAUGUGGUCGAGGCUGAAAGAGUUUUUGAGACUUUAUCGUGGCUCCAGAGGCCGACUAUUCUGUAACCGUAUGGAUGAUUUCCUCUACUUCAUGCAUUACGAUUUUAGAACCUUUGAACCUCUUUCUAACCUUGACAAGUUUUGGAACCACGUAUGAGAAGUGUAUCCACCUUGUUUCCUUGGUUUUGCAUAACAUCUUUUUACUCUAUACUGACUGUUUGCCGAUUGGCUAAUGUUUCCCAGGGUCACUCAAGAUCCGUUCAAAGGUCGUCCAUAAAUUAGAGUCUCGCCGAAAUUCAUAUUCAUUGGAAAAUAGUUUGUUAGAUAGAAACUGAGUAUAAUUUCUAAACGUUUCAAAUUUACUUCUUGGAAGAGAAAAGCACAUUUAAUUUUUAAUAGCUCCUGAAAAACUGAAACAAUCAUUGUUUUUAAUCUUCGAUUGAUGUUAAGGACAUUAGCAUAUAUGUAUUCUGUAUGGAUUGCUUUGAUAUUGCCUUAAGUUACAAGCAUUAUAAGCAAAGAUGGAUGAUGGCUAGACGUGGAAUCCAAAACGCGCAUGUAUAACGCGAUGGUGUUUGAAGCGAACGGUACAGGGUUGGAGUUUCAGAGUGAAUAUCAACUCUAGGCUGCUGGUUCAUUCAACUGACGAGUCUCAAAUAGGAUAAAACGCGCAUCCUGUAUUCCAAUGCUAGCCACCAUCCAUCUUUGUUUAUGAAACAAUUAUAUCACCCAUAUUAAUCUUUUUUUGAGAAUUUAAGCGGUAUUUAUAUGUAUUCUAAGUAUGGUACAAAUGGUAAUCAGUAAGUUUUAGGACAUCUGCACUUGUGUAAGUUGUCAGUAUUGCAAGGUUUAUGAAUAUUUGGACAAAAUGAGACUAAUGAAACCCAAACCAUAAACAAUGUUGCUUUACCUGAAUUACAACAUUUAUGUUCUAAAUAAGUUUCACUAUUACACCAGUCAUUGAGUUUUAUACAGAAUUCUGAUACAAACAUUUUUUAACUCGUCAGAUAUGGAUAGGAUACUGGUUGAGUUACAUUAACAUCCGUCUAUAGUUGUUCAACGAUUGAACCUUGUAUUUAUCGAUAUUGGCUUUCACAUUGAAGAACCACUACAUAGAUUUUGCAUUAACCAUUCUUUCUCUACACGUUACAUAGUAAAUUUAUUUCAAAGUUAGGUACAGAAGUUUGUAUUGAUUAACUGGAAUGUACAAAUAUUCAUGCUAAUGAAUGAAUGAAUAUGAUUCGAAAAUGUAUUCAUUAAUUAUUUUAAAAAUAACUGUUAUCAGCAAAGAGGGAUAAUGGCUAACAGUGGAAUCCAGGAUGCGCUUUUCGUCCUACUCGGGACUCAUCAGCCGGAUGUACUUGCAUCGCAGAGUUAUUGUUAACUCCGGGACUCGAACCCGGUACUGCUCGCCUCAAACGCCAUGAUGUUAUGCACUUAGCGCAUCCCGGACUUCACUGCUUGCCAUUAUUCAUCUUUGCACAUAUUCCAAUAAGAGACUGAUCAAUUACAGUUCUAAACAUUAAUAAGAAGAUUCAAGUAAAACAAUACGAAGUGAAUUUAGAUAACUGUCAUCGUUUUCUAUCUAUUUUGCACAUUAACAAUCUUUGGAAAUUUCCUUGAUAAACUUUAUAAUUUAUGAAAUGUUUUAAAGUAUAAAUGGAAAUCAACAUUAUUGAGAAUCUUAGAAGUUAUAGAUCAGCACUUUCAUUCAUUAACUAAUUAUAAGUUAUAAGCAAAGAUGGAUAGUGGCUAGCAGUGGAAUCCAGGACGCGCGUUUCGUCCUGUUUGGGACUCGUCAGCUGGAUGUACCUGCAUCUCAGAGAGAGACUGAUCAAUUUCAGUCCAAAAACAUCAAUGGGAAGAUUCAAGUAAAACAAUAUCAAGUGAAUUUAAUUAUAAGUUAAGUAUAAGUAUAAUUAACAAUCUUAAAGAUGACUACUUACUUAGAUUGUUUGUAUAAAUUCAAGAUGUAUUUUCAUCUUGAACUAAUAAUAACAUGAAAUCAUUGCUUCUAUGAAGUUCUAAGCUACAAAGAAACAAUUGUCUUACAAUGUCUAUAGUUGCAGUAUGGGAUCUCCCCAUACUAAUCCAUGAUAAGAUUUAUGUUCAAAGUAAAUCAUUGAUCAUCUAUAUUCCAGUAUCGAACAUUUGUUUGUUUUUUUUUCUUUUUUCCAGUUGCUCGUUGUUCUAUUCACAGUUUUAACCAUUUGUAUUGAUGUUAUCUGAACAAACAAACAAACAAACAAACAAAACCGACAAAAAACACAAAACUAAAUGAAAUGGAAUUCAAUAUUCAAUUGAUUGUUUGUCUAUACUCGGUUAAGAGUUAAAUACUAAAAUAAAGUGAUCUCUUUUGUUGGACUUUGCCUUUAUAAAACAAAAUAAAGUUAAUGCCUUUGCAUAGUUGAUGUAUACAUCUAUGCUUUUAUGUAUGUAUGUAUGUAUGUAUGUAUGUAUGU